AUGAAGGGAUUCUGCAAUUUUUAGAAAAUUCUUCUUAAUUACAAUAGAUUUAAUACACAAGCUUUGAAAGUGUAGUUAAGAAUGUAAGAAUUUAUUUAAUAUUUGAAGAGCUAAUUAAUAAGUUAAUAAGCAAUUUAGAUUUUGCUCUUUAAUAACAACAUUGCAAUACUUUUCAUUUAUUAAAACCAACUUAAUUGGAUUUAUAGACUUAUUAGAAAGUAAUAAUUUAUAAUAUUGGCAAUAGUUCAAAAGAUUUUAAUGUAAUUAGAAGUGGAGAAUUGGACCCAAAAAUGA
Molecule: messenger RNA, 294 nt
Organism: Paramecium sonneborni
Lineage: Eukaryota; Ciliophora; Oligohymenophorea; Peniculida; Parameciidae
Source: the annotation of a GenBank genome assembly